GGAGCGCGCGCGCCUGGGAGUGCUCGGGGUUCGGCGCUCGCGGCGGGAGCCACGAGCCGGAGAGAGGGGUCCCGGGCUGCUUCGACCGCCACCGCCGCCGCCGCCACCGCCGCCGCCGCCGCCGCCGCCGCCGCCGCCGCCUCUCCGGUCGGGGCUGCAGCUCCCCGCGCGCGGGCGGCCGUCGCCGCCGAAGCCGCCGUAGCCGCUGUGUGCAGCCUGGAAGGGGGGGCGGGGGGGAGGGGGGGAGCCGCAGACGCGGGGUGCCGAGGACUUUGCAACUUGCCCGGGAAGGUGGAGGGGCGAGAGGGGGAGGGGGAGUUCCGCACGAGACCGAGCGGCCCGGGUUGGAGCGCCCAGCCCCAAAGCGGAUCAUGGUGCAGCAGGCCGAGAGCUUGGAAGCGGAGAGCAACCUGCCCCGGGAGGCGCUGGACACGGAGGAGGGUGAAUUCAUGGCUUGCAGCCCGGUGGCCCUGGACGAGAGCGACCCGGACUGGUGCAAGACGGCGUCGGGCCAUAUCAAGAGGCCGAUGAACGCGUUCAUGGUGUGGUCCAAGAUCGAGCGCAGGAAGAUCAUGGAACAGUCUCCGGACAUGCAUAACGCUGAGAUCUCCAAGAGGCUGGGCAAGCGGUGGAAAAUGCUGAAGGACAGCGAGAAGAUCCCGUUCAUCCGGGAGGCGGAGCGGCUGCGGCUCAAGCACAUGGCCGACUACCCCGACUACAAGUACCGGCCCCGGAAAAAGCCCAAAAUGGACCCCUCGGCCAAGCCCAGCGCCAGCCAGAGCCCCGAGAAGAACGCGGCGGGCGGCGGCAGCGGGGGCGCGGGCGGCGGCGCGGGCGGCGCCAAGACCUCCAAGGGCUCGAGCAAGAAAUGCGGCAAGCUCAAGGCCCCCGCGGCCCCCGCGGCCGGCGGCGCCAAGGCGGGCGCGGGCAAGGCGGCCCAGCCGGGGGACUACGGCGGCGCGGGCGACGACUACGUGCUCGGCAGCUUGCGCGUGAGCGGGGCGGGCGGCGGCGGCGCGGGCAAGACGGUCAAGUGCGUGUUCCUGGAUGAGGACGACGAGGACGACGAGGACGAGGACGAGCUGCAGCUGCGGAUCAAGCAGGAGGCGGACGAGGAGGACGAGGAGCCGCCGCACCCGCAGCUCCUGCAGCCUCCCGGGCAGCAGCCGCCGCAGCUGCUGAGACGCUACAACGUCGCCAAAGUGCCCGCCAGCCCCACGCUGAGCAGCUCGGCCGAGUCCCCCGAGGGCGCGAGCCUCUACGACGAGGUGCGGGCCGGCGCGACCUCAGGCGCCGGGGGCGGCAGCCGCCUCUACUACAGCUUCAAGAACAUCACCAAGCAGCACCCGCCGCCGCUGGCGCAGCCCGCGCUCUCGCCCGCGUCCUCGCGCUCUGUCUCCACCUCCUCGUCCUCCUCGUCCAGCGGCAGCAGCAGCAGCAGCAGCAGCGGCGGUGAGGACGCCGACGACCUGAUGUUCGACCUGAGCUUGAAUUUCUCCCAAAGCGCGCACAGCGCCAGCGAGCAGCAGCUGGGGGGCGGCGCGGCGGCGGGGAACCUGUCCUUGUCUCUGGUGGAUAAGGAUUUGGAUUCGUUCAGCGAGGGCAGCCUGGGCUCCCACUUCGAAUUCCCCGACUACUGCACGCCGGAGCUGAGCGAGAUGAUCGCGGGGGACUGGCUGGAGGCGAACUUCUCCGACUUGGUGUUCACGUAUUGAGAGAGGCGCCCCGCUUCUCGCUCUUUCUCUCGGCGGGUGCAGAGCAGGGUUCCUUGGGAGGAAGGUGGUCGUGAUGAUGCUGAUGAUAGCGAUGGUGGUGGUGGUGUCGAUGGUGGUGGUGGUAGGGUGGAGGGGGAGAGAAGAUGCUGAUAUUGAUAUGAUGUCGUGACACAAAGAAAUUGAAAAAGAUGAAAAUUUUGGUGGAGUUAAAGUGAAAUGAGUAGUUUUAAAACAUUUUUUCCUGUCCUUUUUUUGUCCCCCCCCUCCUUUAUCGUGUCUCAAGGUAGUUGCAUACCUAGUCUGGAGUUGUGAUUUUUUUUUUUUCCCCCUCAAAUGUGUUUUUGUAAUUACGAUUUCUUUUUCCUGAAAUUCGCGAUGGCAACAAAGGCGGAGGGGACAGGGCGGGGGAGGGGAGGGAGGACCCGCUCCGGAAGGCGCUGUUGGAAGCUUGUUGGUCUUUGAAGUCUGGAAGACGUCUGCAGAGGAUCGACCCUUUGGCAGCACAACUGUUAACGCUAGGGAGUUGGUUGGAGAUUUUUGGGGUUUUUUUCUUAAGCGAUCUUAAAGAACUGGUGAUUUUUAAAAAAACAGACAAAAAAAAAACAACAAACAAACAGAAACAAAAAAAGGGACCAUGGCAAAUUUUUUAUUUUAUUUUAUUUUUUGGAGGGAGAAAACUGAUGUCUUCUAUGCAUCCGAUUCUUAACAAAACUGCAGGGAGCUUGAAAAAAUGCAGACUGUACAAACGCUUACAAAAAAAAAAAAAAAACUGUGAACUGACUUAAGAUCAGAGUUUACUUUUCAGAUCAAAUUGUUUAUGGUUUUACAAAUGUGAUUUCUACUUGCCAACUUUUUUUUUGUAACUCGUUCCCUUAUACCUCCUUGAUUGAAUACCAGACAGCCUAGACCUCAGUACAAAAGGUAUUGAAACAUUUUUGAUACAUAACAGACCUCAGUCUUUUUUAAAAAUUAAUAUAUUUUCAGGCGUAUUUUUGUACAGUGAAAAGGGAACAUUCUUGCUGUGUUUUUUCAGUAAGACUUUCAGGCACUUCUUCCCUUUUGAUUUCUUUUUUUCCUCUGUUUUUUAGCAUGCAAGUAUGUUGGUACGUUAUGUCCUGGUUUUAAAAAGGAUUAAAAUUUUAAAAUAAUCCUUGCAUCUAAAGGCCUUGUGGUUUAAAAAAAAAAAAAAGCAAACUUUUUUUUGUACAGCUAUAGUAGAGAUUUGUUCAAUAUUUGUAGGUAAAGAUUUAUUGAAAAUGGUGAUAUAGACCUCAGAGCUGUUAUCUUAGUUUAAAGAUUGUAUAUGUACUGUACUAUAGUAGGACUAUGUAUCUCAUACGCUGUGAUAUGUGGAUGGGGCCCCAGAUGGAAGGUUUGAAACUGGAUUCUCGAUUUUUAGCAAAAAGGAAAAAAAAA
Molecule: messenger RNA, 3131 nt
Organism: Sus scrofa (pig)
Lineage: Eukaryota; Metazoa; Chordata; Mammalia; Artiodactyla; Suidae
Gene: SOX11
Product: SRY-box transcription factor 11
Biological process (GO): camera-type eye morphogenesis; brain development; negative regulation of transcription by RNA polymerase II
Cellular component (GO): nucleus
Molecular function (GO): RNA polymerase II cis-regulatory region sequence-specific DNA binding; DNA-binding transcription activator activity, RNA polymerase II-specific
Source: RefSeq, a predicted model, not a curated record